AUGGUUUCAAAAACCACGCGAGCUGCUACUGCAGCAGCAAGAAGAGCGGCUGCACGCAUGCGUGCGACCGCGGAAAUUGCCUUUCACACCUCGGCAGCAGGCGAUGCGUCGCCUGUUGUCGUGAAUCCUCCACGUGGUGAGUCACCACGUGCGACCGGUACAUCCGCUGCGUCUGCAGCGGGUACAGCGAGUCGCAAUCAAGACGAGUCUGAGAUAGAGCUCAUCUAA
Peronospora matthiolae is the source of this 228-nucleotide messenger RNA. NCBI's taxonomy places the organism in Eukaryota, Oomycota, Peronosporomycetes, Peronosporales, Peronosporaceae. The record is from the annotation of a GenBank genome assembly.